UUUUGGGUACGAUAAUGUGGUGUAUGGACAGAUUUUAAAGAAACUGAGAGAUUUUGAAGAAACAGCAUGAAAGGUGUACAGCUGCAGCUGUUAUCAGAUAAUCGGAUUUAGUUUAUUUCUGUCUUUUAAUGUCUGACGAGAAGUCUAAUGUCAAGUCACUGGUGACUUGCACUGCUCCCGUAAAUAUUGCUGUCAUUAAAUACUGGGGAAAGAGGAAUGAAGGUUUAAUUUUACCUAUCAAUUCCUCCUUGAGUGUCACCCUUCAUCAAGACCAGCUAAAGACAACAACAACGGUGGCAUCAAGUCGGCUUUUUAAGGAGGAUCGAAUCUGGCUCAAUGGAAAAGAGGACAAUAUCAACCAUCCGCGGCUCCAGUCCUGCUUAAGAGAAAUCCGUCGCCUGGCCAGGAAACGAAGCAGUGAUGGAGACAGUAACUCUGAGAAGUUAAACCUGUCCCACAAAGUUCAUAUCUGCUCCAUAAACAACUUUCCAACAGCCGCUGGGUUGGCAUCCUCUGCAGCAGGCUACGCUUGCCUGGUGUACACGCUAGCCAGGCUGUAUGGAGUGGAGGGGGAGCUGUCUGAAGUGGCUCGCCAGGGGUCGGGCAGUGCCUGCAGGAGUAUGUACGGGGGCUUUGUGCAGUGGAUCAUGGGAGACAAGCCUGAUGGAAAGGACAGCAUCGCAGAGCAGAUACUGCCAGAGACUCACUGGCCCGAGCUCCGAGUCCUCAUACUGGUGGUGAGUGCAGAGCGGAAGCCAGUAGGAAGCACAGCUGGAAUGCAGACAAGUGUCCAAACCAGCCCCCUCCUAAAGUAUCGGGCAGAGUCUGUGGUUCCUGAUCGGAUGAAAGAGAUGAUUGCUGCAAUCCGACGGCGGGAUUUUGAAACAUUCGGAGAACUGACCAUGAAAGACAGCAACCAAUUCCACGCCACCUGUCUGGACACAUACCCUCCCAUCUUCUACCUGAAUGAUGUGUCCAAGCGCAUCAUCAGCCUAGUGCAUCGCUACAACACUCACUACGGAAGGACGCAACUUGCGUACACAUUUGAUGCUGGUCCUAACGCUGUGGUGUACACGCUGGAGGAGCACGUGGAUGAGUUUGUGGAGCUGAUCAAGCAGUACUUCCCCCCAGAGACCAGUGGUGAACAGUUCCUAAAAGGGCUGGCAGUGAGCCCAGUGUCUGUAACAGAGGAGCUGAAAUCUGCCAUUGGGAUGGAGUCGUGUCCCAGAGGAAUCAGUUAUAUCAUUAACACAAAGGCAGGACCGGGCCCUCGGGUUGCAGAAGAUACAAGCCUCCACCUGCUGGGCUCAGACGGGCUUCCAAAGCACUUGAAGCAAAGUGCUUGAGAAUUGGCCUCCACAAUGUGUAGCCAGGAUCCACUGCAAAUGAUAUCACUGAACACUGAUACAGUUUUAAUGAAAGAAACAACCUGGAACCUGGCAGAGUAAUAUAUAUUGAUUUGCAGGGCACCUUCAUUGAUGGUUUACCCAUGAAUGCCUCAUUUGUGUUACUGCUGUAGGUGUUUGAUUCGUUUUACUUUUAAACCUAGUGAAGGUACCACAGACUGGUGUUUAACAUGGCUUGCUCUGCAAUGGUUUCCAAUAUAUUUUGCUUUGUAUUUUUUCAUCCUUACAGCCUGGUCUUUUACGGUCCUUUUAUAUAACCAUUUAUUGUUAGGACUCUUGUACUCUUUAUUUCUAACAAAGUACUAGAGGCUGAAAUACAUGUGUUGCUUUUUUAACAUAGGGGUUUAUUACUAAUGAUUUACCUACAGUAAAUACCCAUGUUUAUUUUGUUUGGCCUUCUACCUACUGGUGCAUUUUAAAAUCUUUAAAAAGGCAGAUGAAAUACAGCCAACUAAAUACUGUAGCAGCACAUUCAGCUCCUUUUGCAUAAAGCAUGCAGGCUAGUUAUUUAACAAUCAGUGAACACUUGAUGAGAAGUUACAAAAAUUUGCGCAGCAAAGUGUCAUCGUUUUGGGUAAUUUCAGAUUAAGUGUUGUUUCUUUGUAGCAGAAGUGAAACCUGACUUUUCUCUCUCUUUUUUUUUAAGGUAAUUGGAGGUAUUUGAGCAAGACACACGUAGCCCUUGUGGUUUUACAGGAUGUAUAAUUAUACGUUUUCAACACCCUUCAUUUAUUUUAUAAUUCUUGUUUUUUCUGUUAUUUGGUGUGAUUGAAAUUGUAUUGAACGAGUUGACUCUGUGUUGCUGCUACCCCAUCAGGACCGCCACAACAUGCAGAUAAAGACCUUUUCUAUAUCGAAUGAAAAUAAAGAUGUAUUUCUGUAGCGGUAUGUUUGUUUAAACCUGUGUAAACGAAGCUUGUACAUCGCAUACCAGUAUUAGGAGGUUGAACCUCCUAACGCCUUCAGCAUUUCCUUUUUAGAACACAACAUUUCUUAUUUGGAAUCUAUUAGUGUAGCAUUUUCAUGAUUUACUGGUGAAACAUUACGCUGCUUUCGUCAGAGUAACAUAAAUUUUCCUCAUUUCAACUAGUAUGCAUUAAUGUGAAUAGGAGUCUGCUUGAACAAGCUACACAUAUUCACCCAUUGAUUAAUUUGAUCUCACAAGUUAUUAUUCCCAUAUAUCUGGAAAACCAAUCCAUUUUUGAUGGCGCUUAGUAUAGCCAUUAUUAAUCAUACAUCAUUAAAAGUAUCAGAUUUUAAGAUUUUAUGGAGGUGUGUCUUUAAUAGUACUUAAACAGGAUACAAGCACCAGAUUUGCUCACCAAUUACAUUGUAACUAGAGCUGAUAUUCUACCGAGGUCAAAGUUAGGGUUCAAGCUAUAGCUGGUGGUAUUUAUAUGACUGCUUGGUAUUUAAUAUUCAACCUCCAAAUCUAUGUUACACGACAAACCAAGAGAAAAUGAAGGAGUCUUUUGUACUUUACCAGAAUUUUUACAUGAGCAUCAGUAUUGAUAAUGCAAAAAACAACCGAGGACGUCCUCAUAGCUAAUUAACGCCAUGUCUGUGUUAUACUACUUAUACCGUUUUUAUUAAACUUAAUUGCUCUAUCUUGCGCAGUGCUGUUUUGCAUACAGUAUAGUGAUAGAGCAUUAAUUUACAGCUGUGCAGCGGAUAUAAACUGCUAAAACACUAUUUGUUUUUACUUUAUAAAGUGGAACAAAGAUGUUAUAGGUGCAGCAGAGUGAAAGAUCAACUCUUAGCACUUCGUUGAUUGUAUGAAAUGUAUUUAGUCUUGCUACACAUUGAGGUCUACGCCUUUUUGAGCAAAGGAUGACCAUACAGAAAAAAAACGGGUGGGGUAACCGCGAGUAACUGAAAAUAACAUCUAAAAAAUAAUAUCUAAAACAUGAGUCCACAAACAAUUUGAUACUAUUACCUUUGUAAAAUAUUUUAAAUGUUAGAAUCACCAAAAUAUAUAUUCUCCCCACACUCAUUAUAGGUAUAGUAAUAAAUAGCAUAGUUUAAAAGGAAACCCUUCCAAAACUGUUCCACCGCCUAAAAUACAUCGGACACUCCUAAUACUAGAUUACGUUUAGCAAAGGGAGAAUUUACAUUUAUAUAAGUAUACACGGAGACAGAAGCUGAAACGAAUUUAAAAGAAGAGAAACACAGUUUACCAGACAGAUUCGUCUUUUCUUUUCUUUUUUUUUUUUU
Molecule: messenger RNA, 3620 nt
Organism: Polyodon spathula (Mississippi paddlefish)
Lineage: Eukaryota; Metazoa; Chordata; Actinopteri; Acipenseriformes; Polyodontidae
Gene: mvda
Product: mevalonate (diphospho) decarboxylase a
Exons: 10
Coding region: 129-1346 (405 amino acids)
Biological process (GO): isopentenyl diphosphate biosynthetic process, mevalonate pathway; isoprenoid biosynthetic process
Cellular component (GO): cytosol
Molecular function (GO): diphosphomevalonate decarboxylase activity; ATP binding
Source: RefSeq, a predicted model, not a curated record